AUGGCCUACAAUCAUCGCAUGAGCCAGCAAUUCCAUGGCUCCCAACCGCACAAUCGCGGCCGCAAGAAGGAAGACGAGAAUGAUGCGUUGAUGCGCCUGCCCGACAAAGAAAUUGCAGGAUGUAUCAACGAUAUCGGUAUCCCGUUUUCCUCGGCCGACCUGGUCAAGCCGAAUCCCCAGCAGAUCCAGAUGGUCUUUGAAUGGUUUGCAGAGCUGCUUAUGAACAUCACUCGCGAGACGGUGGAGCCGGCUAUGCAUGUGGCUGCGGAAGAUAUCUGCGGCGACUAUCCUGAUAUCGUGCCCAAUGACACGCGCAACCUCAUGGGGUUCUUUAUUAGCCUUCGGAGGUUGUUGAUGGAGUGCGGCGUCAACGACUUCACCUUCACCGACCUGACAAGACCUACGCAUGAUCGACUGAUCAAGAUCUUUUCUUAUUUGAUCAACUUCGUUCGCUUCCGGGAAUCGCAAACCCAGGUGAUUGACGAGCACUUUAACAAGACAGAGCAGACCAAGUCGCGCAUUGAUACUCUGCUGGCGGAGAACCAGGAAAUGGAGCAGCGUCUGGGCGAGAUGCGACGGAAUCUCCAAGCCAACGAAGCUCAAGUGAGGGAUAAAGUGGGCCGAAACGACGAGCUCAAGGCACGAUUGCUGGAGUUGGGACGAGAACAGUCUCGGGUCGCGGAGACACUUGAUCGUGUCAAAAGCGAACGAGCUCGGAGACAGCAACAACUCGAGGAAAAGACCGAGAAGACCGUCCGUACACGGCAAGAGGCAGAGAAAUUGCGACCUUAUGUCCUCGAAUCCCCGGCAACUCUUCAGUCAUCUUUGACUGAUUUGUCAGAGAACCUGAUGCGCGAGAAAGCUCAGAUCGAUGCAAUGGAAAAGAGAGCUCGUGCUCUUCAAACGUCGUCGGACACCUUCACUGUGGUUUCCAACGAUGUCCAGGCAUGCGUCAAACUGCUUGAUGAUAUUACCGUGGAAUUGCAGAAGGAGGACGAGGAGGAGUCUCGUGCUUCCCGGAACAAGGAGGCUAUCUCGGACCGGGGGAAUAGUGUUCGGGAGGUCGAGCAAACCGAGAAGCUUUUGCAGCGGCAGCUAGCUCGUUGGAAUGAACGUAUCGAAGGACUCCGGAAGAAUGCCCAGGAGAAGGCAGAGAUUGCCCAGGUCCGCAUGGAAGAGCUUCGCAAUGUUCAGAAGCAACUGCGCGAGGAGCGUGCCGAGAAGCAGCGGGACAUGGAACGAAGGCGGAUUCGCAUUGAACAGACGGAGAAAAAGAUGGCCGAUCUCAAAGAAAAUAUCGAGAGCGAGAUUCAAGGCGCCCACGAUCAAUACCUGAAGCUCGAGUCACACAUCAAGCUCUAUAUCACAGAGAUGGAAAAGUCCCUGUGA
Molecule: messenger RNA, 1389 nt
Organism: Penicillium alfredii
Lineage: Eukaryota; Fungi; Ascomycota; Eurotiomycetes; Eurotiales; Aspergillaceae
Gene: nuf2
Product: kinetochore-associated Ndc80 complex subunit NUF2
Exons: 4
Coding region: 1-1389 (462 amino acids)
Biological process (GO): kinetochore organization; attachment of mitotic spindle microtubules to kinetochore; mitotic spindle organization
Cellular component (GO): kinetochore; Ndc80 complex
Molecular function (GO): protein-containing complex binding
Source: RefSeq, a predicted model, not a curated record